This is a messenger RNA of Oryctolagus cuniculus (rabbit), 3026 nucleotides long. It is a transcript of the gene SLC1A6, whose product is annotated as solute carrier family 1 member 6. Gene Ontology annotation, biological process: L-glutamate transmembrane transport. Gene Ontology annotation, cellular component: plasma membrane. The record is from RefSeq and is a predicted model, not a curated record. Lineage: Eukaryota; Metazoa; Chordata; Mammalia; Lagomorpha; Leporidae. Gene Ontology annotation, molecular function: neutral L-amino acid transmembrane transporter activity; glutamate:sodium symporter activity; L-glutamate transmembrane transporter activity.
CCCCCAACCCUCUCCCACCUCCCACCUCCUCCUCGCUCUUCCAGCACGCGGUCUCUCCUUUCCCCGGGCGCGGCUGCAGCUCCUGGACUGGGCGCGGGGGAGGCGGGGGGCAUCCCGGAGGGGAUCCCGCCCCUUCCCCCCGCCUGGCCGCCCGCGCCCCCAAACCCACGUGAGCGCAGGGCCGGCUCCGGAUCCCGCCGGCUGCACAGCGCUUCCCCGCUCUCCCGCGCCCGGCUCUGCACCGUCCUCGGCGGGUCUCGCGGUCCCGCGCCGGCCGCUUCGCCGGGUUCCCUCCGGGUCCUGCAUCCGCGCGCUGCGCCCUGGGCUCGGGCAGCCGCUGGGCCGCCUCCGCCGCUACCGACGCAGAAGCAUUAGCAGGGAGCUGGAUCAGAAGUGGAACAGCUGCACCACAACCCCAGCCAAUAACGCUUCUGUGCCCGCCGGGUGCUGUCCUAAGUGUCGUGUGUAUUGGGCCAUCUGAACGAUACAGUGGCCCUAAGCUGGCUCUUGCAAGGCCCGCCUCUGAUCGCUAGCUCUGCGGACCCGGCCUCUGUCCCGGACCAAAUAGACGAUGAGCAGCCACGGCAACAGCCUCUUCCUGCGGGAGAGCGGCGGGCGGCUGGGUGGGGCGGGCUGGCCGGGGCGGCUGCGGGAGCGCCUGCGGCAGAGAGCGCUGCGCACGCGCCUGCAGCUGCAAACCUUGACCCGCGAGCACGUGCUGCGCUUCUUGCGUCGGAACGCGUUUAUCCUGCUGACCGUCAGCGCUGUGGUCAUUGGGGUCGGCCUGGCAUUUGCCUUGCGUCCAUACCAGCUCACGUACCGUCAGAUCAAGUACUUCUCCUUCCCCGGAGAGCUUCUCAUGAGGAUGCUACAGAUGCUAGUGCUGCCACUCAUCAUCUCCAGCCUGGUCACAGGGAUGGCGUCGCUGGACAACAAGGCGACCGGCAGGAUGGGCAUGAGAGCGGCCGUGUACUACAUGGUGACCACCAUCAUUGCUGUCUUCAUCGGCAUCCUCAUGGUCACCAUCAUUCAUCCUGGGAAGGGCUCCAAGGAGGGGCUUCACCGCGAGGGCCGCAUCGAGACCAUCCCCACAGCCGAUGCCUUCAUGGACCUGGUCAGAAAUAUGUUCCCACCCAACCUCGUGGAGGCCUGCUUCAAACAGUUUAAGACACAGUACAGCACAAGGGUGGUUACCAGAACCGUCGUGAGGACAGAGAAUGGCUCUGAGCUGGGCGCCUCCAUGCCUUCCCCGUCCUCGGUGGAGAAUGGAACCAGCUUCCUGGAAAACGUCACCCGAGCCCUAGGCUCCCUCCAGGAGGUGCUGAGCUUCGAGGAGACGGUCCCCGUGCCUGGCUCUGCCAACGGCAUCAACGCCCUGGGCCUGGUGGUCUUCUCUGUGGCCUUUGGACUGGUCAUCGGCGGCAUGAAACACAAGGGCCGGGUCCUCAGGGACUUCUUCGACAGCCUCAAUGAGGCUAUUAUGAGACUCGUGGGCAUUAUUAUUUGGUACGCGCCUGUGGGCAUCUUGUUCCUGAUUGCUGGGAAGAUCCUGGAGAUGGAAGACAUGGCCGUCCUCGGGGGCCAGCUGGGCAUGUACACGCUGACUGUCAUCGUGGGCUUGUUCCUCCAUGCCGGUGGCGUCUUGCCUCUCAUCUACUUCCUCGUCACCCACCGAAACCCUUUCCCCUUCAUUGGGGGCAUGCUACAAGCCCUUAUCACCGCCAUGGGCACGUCUUCCAGCUCUGCGACUCUGCCCAUUACCUUCCGCUGCCUUGAAGAGGGCCUGGGGGUGGACCGCCGCAUCACCAGGUUUGUGCUGCCUGUGGGAGCCACUGUCAACAUGGAUGGCACUGCCCUCUACGAGGCCUUGGCCGCCAUCUUCAUUGCUCAAGUCAACAACUACGAGCUCAACCUGGGGCAGAUUACAACGAUCAGCAUCACAGCCACGGCGGCCAGUGUUGGGGCUGCUGGCAUCCCCCAGGCAGGUCUGGUCACCAUGGUCAUCGUCCUCACGUCGGUCGGCCUGCCCACGGAGGACAUCACACUGAUCAUCGCUGUGGACUGGUUCCUCGACCGCCUUCGAACCAUGACCAACGUGCUGGGGGACUCCAUCGGAGCGGCCGUCAUUGAGCAUUUGUCCCAGCGGGAGCUGGAGCUGCAGGAGGCCGAGCUCACCCUCCCCAGCCUGGGGAAGCCCUACAAGUCGCUCAUGGCUCACGAGAAAGGGGCCUCCAGGGGGCGGGGCGGGAACGAGAGUGCCAUGUGAGGGGGGUGGGGGCUUCCAGCUCCGCCACCCAGUGAGGACAGAAGGGGCCUUGGGGAGGGAGGGGGUCCUGAUGGUGGUCUGAGUGCGGCGGGCGCGUACACACACACACACACACACACACACACACACAAGCUCUGCCUGGCAGGGGGCAGCUGGGAGAACCGAGAUAAAGGAGAUAAAGGAGCGGUGUGGAAGGUGUCCGAAGCCUCUGUUCCCUCUUUGAGCCCCCGCAGGAGGGGUUGGCUGGGGGGAGAGUGGGGGAAUCUUCUGGAUCUCUGGCAGGUGGAGGGGUCACAGCUCACAUCCUCAAGGAGGGGCCCAAGCAAAGAGCUCACAGCAAACCGCCUUUGUUUCUCGCAAUGAAAUCAGGGUCCACAGCCCUUGUAGGGGUGGGGUGGCAGCCUCCCGAGCAGCUUUGGGGUUCAGGGACCCAGGAACCAGAGGCAGAGGACUCAGAAAACAAACAAGCAAGCAGACCGAUUUGUGCUCAGGUUGCUGGUUUAUUCCACCGAAAGGUACAGAUUCAAGUCAGCAAAAGGCAAAAAUAAAGUUUCCAAUGAGAGGAGGCGCCAGGAUCUACCUGAGCCCCUUUCCCCGGCCUGAUGUCGCAGCUAUACACAGGGGGUGGACGUUGGGACACUUAGUGUGAUUUUUUUUUUCUUGGAGCUGAAAUGAACCCAGGCUCUGUGUGUGUGUGUGUGUGUGUGCGCGUGCGCGCGUGUGUUGGCAGUGUCUUAAAUAAAAGAGUGUUCUGUUGCUA